Diversispora eburnea is the source of this 612-nucleotide messenger RNA. Lineage: Eukaryota; Fungi; Glomeromycota; Glomeromycetes; Diversisporales; Diversisporaceae. The record is from the annotation of a GenBank genome assembly.
AUGUCAUCUAUUAACAAUAUUAAUUACCAAAAUACUUUAAACGUACAAAUUCCAUUUCCUAUUAACAACCAAAAUACUUUAAAAACAAUAAAAAUUCCAUUUCCACCAUCUAUCAAAGAAGAUGAGAUCAUACAAUUACAUUUAAAAAAUGGAAUCAGAAGCGCUAAUCGAACUAUGAACGCGUUUAUGAUAUAUCGAAAAGAAUUUAAUAAUAUAGUAACAAAUUAUAAUCUUGAACUUAAAGAUAUAUCGUUAUAUGCUAGCAUUUCUUGGAAAAACGAACCACAGCAUGUGAAAAAAUUUUACGUACAAUUAGCUGAAAAAGUUAAAGAACUUUUCAAAGAAAAGGUUCCUUCUCUUUGUUUCAUUCAUAGUACAAAUGAUAAUAAUGUCUCUUUGGACACCUUUAAUUCUCAUCUUGAUAAUCAAAAUUUCCCCUCCCUAUAUGAUGCCUACUCUAAUUAUCAAAUUUUUAAUAUAAACAAUAUUGUUUAUGAUGAUUUUGAAAAUUUUUUUCGUGUAUAUAUGAAUAUGGAUGAUGAUAAAUUUAUGAAUUAUCUUUCCGAAGACCUGGCUUUAACUUAUAGAGCAAUUGUUCAAUCAUUACCAUAA